Kwoniella mangroviensis CBS 8507 is the source of this 489-nucleotide messenger RNA. RefSeq lists its product as uncharacterized. Bases 1 to 489 code for a protein of 162 amino acids. The record is from RefSeq and is a predicted model, not a curated record. Lineage: Eukaryota; Fungi; Basidiomycota; Tremellomycetes; Tremellales; Cryptococcaceae. The transcript is spliced from 3 exons.
AUGACUGAUACAUCGAAGGGAUCAACCGAUAUCAACACCGGAAGUUGGAGCAUGUGCUUCAGCGUCACGAAGGGUUGUUCCCUCUCGGAACAAGGAUACACAGACAAUUUACCUCUCGAGCUAGAAGGCUCGUCAGGUAAGCAAGGUAUAGGCUACGAUCGAUACGAAUUGUUCGACGGUAUGUUCAUCCGGAUUGGAGAUAUAGCCUCUUUCAGAUAUACCCAAGAUGGUCAACCCGAUAUCGAAGGUAUUGUACCAAUUAUAGAAAGGCUUGAGGAAGCCUCCAGGAGAUUUUCAAUUGGAGAGAAUGAGAUCUUGGUCACUAUGAAGCCCCAUCCAUUUGAUGUGCAAUCGUCUUUGCCUGAUUAUCAGCCUAAAGGGACUAUACUACCUUUCAGCAUCGGUGUGAGAGAUACCAGGGCUGAUGAUGAGACGACUGGUACUGAGAAUGCAGAAGAGGAAGAAGGUAGUAACUGCACCAUCCUCUGA